This is a messenger RNA of Diversispora eburnea, 790 nucleotides long. The record is from the annotation of a GenBank genome assembly. NCBI's taxonomy places the organism in Eukaryota, Fungi, Glomeromycota, Glomeromycetes, Diversisporales, Diversisporaceae.
AUGUCAAGCAGUACACAUUCUAUACUUUCCACUACAAUACCUCUUUAUAAUACUCUUAUAGAUCAUGCAAAAGAAAUUAUUAAUACAGAAAAUAUUAUUUCAAUUAAAGUAGCAGCAGAAAAGUGCAAAGAAAAAUUGUUAGAGUAUUAUAAUAGAACCAAUGAAACCUAUCUUAUUGCUACCAUUUUGAAUCCAAGAUUUAAAACAUUAAUUUCUUCAAUUUACAACACAUUUUAUGCACCUACUUUAUCUGAGGUUUCAAAUGAAAAUGAAUCUUUUGAACAGAAAAAUUCCAUUAUAGGAUGCUUAUUCAAAAAGUGCUGUACAGAAAAAAUAGAUGAACUUCAAGUAUAUCUUUCUUUACCUACAGUUGAUGAAACAGUGAAUUUUCUUGAAUGUGUAUCAUCAGAACAAUGUUUUUCAAUUAGCAAAAAUUUAAUUACAGACAAUAGAAAUCAGUUAGCAGGUAAAACUGUAAGAGCUUCAAAAGAAGUAUACAACAAUAAUGCAGAAAUUAGUGAAGAAGAGGCUAGUGACAGUGAGUCAGUGGUAACAGUAAACAGCUUCCAGAGUGAACAUGAAGAGUGGAGAAAAAUGGCAAAAUUGGAAAAAUAUAAAGCCUGGGUAAAAGUAUCAGUAGUUAAGGGAAAAAAUUUAGGGGAGAAAAUCCAAAAUAUUACUUCAGCAUUAGACAAAAAUAUUAUUACAAUCAGAACUGAAAAAAAUAGAGAUGAUCGCGAACUAUAUAUUGCAAUUUAUUUUGGAAAAAAGGAAGAUAUGGAAAAGGCAU